AUGGCAGCAAGACGCGGCUUAACACUUGCUGAAAAAGUAGAGUUGAUUCGUAAAAACGAACAAAAUAUAUCUUAUCGUAAAUUGGCUGACGAUUACAACAUUUUGAUCGGAAGUGUUUCAAAUAUUGUUAAGCGCAAAAUUGAAUACAUUGACAAUUAUGAGCAAAAUGAAAAUUCAGACAAGAAGCGUAAUCUACGUAAUGAGUUCAGUCAACAACUAUGUGGUUCAAAUGCUGACGAUUUCAAAGCCAGUAAUGGUUGGUUAGAAAAGUUUCGCAAACGCCAUGGUAUAAAAUAUUGA
Messenger RNA from Adineta ricciae, 300 nucleotides. NCBI's taxonomy places the organism in Eukaryota, Metazoa, Rotifera, Eurotatoria, Adinetida, Adinetidae. The record is from the annotation of a GenBank genome assembly.